UGUAAGAACUCAAAACCCUGCGCCUCCUUCUCCAAAGAUCAUUUUCAGAGCUCAGAAAAAGUUCAUCAAUGGCGUCUUUCAAGCUUCUUCUAUCUCACGCUAGUCGCCAUUGUUCAUCACAAUACAUUCAUCAGCUUCCGCGUUCUUCUCUUACAUCUCUCUAUAGAUCACUUUCUUCAUCCCCUUCCGUUCCCGAACCAAAUUCACCAGAAUCUCGUUCCAACGAACCUAAACCACUACCAAUACAAUCCGUUUCAUACGCAGUCAAACCUAAAGAUCCGCCUCCGCCGGCGGAGGAACAAACUGAAGAUCGGGCUUGGAGUCGUGAAGAUAUUCGAUAUAUGAAGGAUAUUCCGAAGAUAACUCCGGUUUCUUAUGCAUCUAAGGUCGCGCCUCUACCUGAAGACAGAGAAGCUGAUUCGAAGGAAGGAGAAACUGGUGAAGUGGAUGAACAGUUGGAAAGAGAGAGGAGGAGAAUUGAAGUUAGUAGUCAGGUACGAAGGAGAUUAGUGAGAGUUGAAGAUAAUACAGUUCCUUUUCCAACUUUGAUUAAGCAGGUGACUGUAAAAGAAAAGACUAUUACUACUAUUCAUGAUCUUCAAGAAGCAAUUAAACUUCUCAAGGCCAAUGCUAAAACGACAUUUGAUGAGACUGUUGAAGUGCAUGUUAAUCUAGCUGCAGAGCUUCGUCGAAGUGACCUGAAACUUAAUGGAACUGCUAAUCUGCCUCAUGGUACAGGGAAGGUUGUCAAAAUUGCGGUCUUUGCUGAUGGAACUGAUGCAUCAGAAGCGAGGGAAGCUGGAGCCGAUGUUGUUGGAAGUGAUGAUCUCAUUGAGGAAAUAAAAAAUGGUAACUUUAAGGUUGAUUUCGACACUUGCAUUACAACUCCUAAAUUUUUUCCACGAUUGAAGAAGAUAGCAACUGUCCUUAAACGACUAAUGCCAAAUAUUAAGGAUCGUACUUUGACUGCUGAUGUCGCAAAGGCAGUUACUGAGGCAAAGCAGUGUGUCUACAUAAAAAAAAGAGACAAAAGAAAUGGUGCUUUAGUGAAUGCGGGCAUCGGGAAGGUGAGCUUUUCUGAGCAGGCAUUGCGUGAAAAUAUUGGUGCGUUUCUUCAUGGUGUUCUACUUGCAAAACCUGCUGGUUUGAAAAAGAGCUCGCGAUACGCUGGCUAUGUCAAUUCUGUUCAUAUAUGCAGCACGAUGGGUGCUGGCUAUCCAGUUUCAAUGCAAUCGGUCGCGAGAGCUGCUGAUCGAUAUAGUAAAACAUUGACGAGUUGAUCUAUCGAGUUCACGUUUUUGAAUUUUCAAGAUCUUCCGACUGCAAAGAAUUUUUUUUUUGUUUUGUAGAACAAUAACAUCGAAAGAACACGGGGAAGAACAUCCAAAUGUUUUUUGUCUGGGAAUUUAAAAUCUUGCAGGCUAUUAUUAAUUUAGUAUGCUUAUUAUUUGAAGAUCAAAGUUCUUUUAAGAACUUG
Molecule: messenger RNA, 1477 nt
Organism: Impatiens glandulifera
Lineage: Eukaryota; Viridiplantae; Streptophyta; Magnoliopsida; Ericales; Balsaminaceae
Product: 50S ribosomal protein L1
Exons: 10
Coding region: 69-1280 (403 amino acids)
Source: RefSeq, a predicted model, not a curated record